Anopheles arabiensis is the source of this 5348-nucleotide messenger RNA. RefSeq names its product ATP-citrate synthase (gene ATPCL). Gene Ontology annotation, biological process: citrate metabolic process; tricarboxylic acid cycle; acetyl-CoA biosynthetic process. Gene Ontology annotation, cellular component: cytosol. The transcript has 9 exons. Lineage: Eukaryota; Metazoa; Arthropoda; Insecta; Diptera; Culicidae. Gene Ontology annotation, molecular function: ATP citrate synthase activity. The record is from RefSeq and is a predicted model, not a curated record. The coding region runs from base 1 to 3321 and encodes 1106 amino acids.
AUGUCCGCCAAAGCAAUACGCGAAGCCACCGGUAAAGACAUUAUCAACCGUCAGCUGCAGGGCGAUCAUGGAGCGGCCAAGUGUCGGUUUGCAACCGUGACCGAAACUACACAAUGGCAGCAGUUGGUGCAGGACAACCCGUGGCUGGAGACAUCGCCUCUUGUGGUUAAGCCUGAUCAACUGAUCAAGCGACGUGGAAAGCUUGGACUGAUUGCCGUGAACAAAAAUCUAGCACAAGUAAAAACAUGGGUCAACGAACGGAUGGGCAAGGAUCAGAAGAUUGGCAAUGCUACUGGCAAGCUGCGCAAUUUUAUCAUUGAGCCCUUCGUACCCCACAAGGAUAAUGAGGAAGCGUACGUAUGCAUCUACUCUCAUCGGACGGCAGACACAAUUCUGUUCUAUCACCAGGGCGGAGUUGAUAUCGGCGAUGUGGACGCGAAAGCAUUGAAAUUGGAAGUACCAGUCGGUACUGAUGUCACAAUGGCCGAGAUCGAAAAAGUGUUGCUGACCGAGAUUUCUUCCGCUAAGAAAAAGAGAGUUGCAAACUUUGUGUACAAUCUGUACAAAAUGUACGUGGAUCUGUACUUUACUUACUUGGAGAUUAAUCCGCUGGUCGUGACGGACGACUCCAUCUACAUCCUUGAUCUUGCCGCUAAGGUUGAUGCAACUGCAGAUUUCAUCUGUCGGCCGAAAUGGGGAGAGAUCGAUUAUCCGCCACCGUUUGGACGUGAUGCGUUCCCGGAGGAAGCGUACAUUGCCGAUUUGGAUGCUAAGAGUGGUGCUUCGCUGAAGCUAACCAUUCUCAAUCGCAACGGUCGCAUCUGGACGAUGGUGGCUGGUGGUGGUGCUAGCGUUAUCUAUUCUGAUACAAUCUGCGACCUGGGAGGCGCUAGCGAGCUGGCCAACUACGGCGAAUACAGUGGCGCUCCGUCAGAGCAGCAAACUUACGAGUACGCUAAGACCAUUCUUAGUCUAAUGACGAGCAGCCCGAAGCAUCCGGACGGAAAGGUGCUGAUCACCGGAGGUGGCAUUGCUAACUUUACGAAUGUGGCAGCAACGUUUAGCGGAAUCAUUACCGCUUUGCGUGACUACCAGCAGAAGCUGAUCGAGCAUAAUGUGUCCAUUUUCGUGCGCCGUGCUGGUCCGAACUAUCAGGAGGGCUUGCGCAAGAUGCGAGAGAUCGGUAGCAGCUUGGGCAUUCCACUGUAUGUGUUCGGUCCGGAAACGCAUAUGACGGCUAUUUGCGGCAUGGCACUGGGAAAGAAACCGAUCGCAAAGAGCAACAAUGUACACUUUGCUACCGCAAAUUUUCUACUGCCGGGCGGCCAGCAGGGUGCUGAGUCGUCGAAGAAAUCUUCCACCGCCAGUCAGGAAAAUGCAGCUAGUAGUGGCGUUAGCAAGAAAAUUACCUCACCCGCUACUUCCCCGGUAGGCGAAGCUGGUGCAGCCCGCAGCUCUCCAACGGAGAUCGGGUCGAAUGCGUACCGUCAGAUGUUUAGCAAUCGUACUAAGGCGAUCGUUUGGGGCAUGCAAACCCGUGCGGUUCAGUCAAUGCUAGAUUUCGACUUCAUCUGCAGCCGCGAUGAACCUUCCGUAGUGGCUAUGGUGUACCCAUUCACCGGAUACCAUAGACAGAAGUUCUACUGGGGUCACAAGGAAGUGCUGAUUCCGGUGUAUUCCAAGAUGUCGGAAGCAAUCAACAAGCACAAGGAAGCGGACGUGCUGGUAAACUUUGCAUCGCUCCGGUCGGCCUACGACAGCUCGGUCGAGGUGCUGGACUAUCCGCAGAUCCGCACGAUUGCCAUCAUUGCCGAGGGUAUUCCGGAGAAUCUUACUCGCAAGCUGAACAUGGCUGCCCGUGAACGAAACGUUGCAAUCAUCGGUCCGGCGACGGUCGGUGGCGUCAAGCCGGGAUGUUUCAAGAUCGGCAACACGGGCGGUAUGCUCGACAACAUCAUACAUUCCAAGCUGUAUCGCGCUGGCAGUGUUGCGUACGUGUCUCGCUCGGGCGGUAUGUCGAACGAGCUGAACAACAUUCUUUCGCUGACGACGGACGGAGUUUACGAAGGCGUGGCAAUCGGGGGCGACCGUUAUCCGGGCACUACCUUCAUGGAUCACAUCAUGCGAUACCAGGCAGAUCCGGCUGCCAAGAUGAUCGUACUGCUGGGAGAGGUUGGCGGUGUGGAGGAGUACGAAGUGUGCGAAGCGCUGAAGGACGGCCGCAUCACCAAGCCGCUGAUUGCCUGGUGCAUUGGAACGUGUGCGGGAAUGUUCACCUCUGAGGUGCAGUUCGGGCAUGCGGGAUCUUGCGCCAACUCGGACCGUGAAACAGCAUCGGCUAAAAACAAGGCUCUUGCCGAAGCCGGCGCUCAUGUGCCUGCAUCGUUCGAUGCUUUCGGUGAUAUGAUUGGAUCCGUGUACGAGAGCAUGGUGAAGGAGGGACUUAUUGUACCUGCGGAGGAAGUACCGCCCCCAACCGUGCCGAUGGAUUACUCGUGGGCUCGCGAGCUUGGUUUGAUCCGUAAGCCGGCCUCGUUCAUGACGUCCAUCUGUGACGAGAGAGGACAGGAGCUGCUUUACGCCGGUAUGCCGAUCAGCGAUGUGCUGCAAAAGAACGUAGGAAUCGGUGGCGUUGUGUCGCUGCUUUGGUUCCAGCGCUGUCUGCCACCGUAUGUGUGCAAAUUCUUCGAAAUGUGCUUGAUGGUCACGGCUGACCAUGGACCAGCCGUGUCCGGUGCACACAACACGAUCGUAUGUGCACGAGCUGGCAAGGAUUUGGUGUCAUCUGUAGUGAGCGGUUUGCUCACGAUCGGUGAUCGGUUCGGUGGUGCGCUUGAUGGUGCAGCCAAGCAAUUCUCCGAAGCAUACGAUUCCAAUCUUCAUCCGAUGGAGUUUGUAAACUCCAUGCGCAAGAAGGGUCAACUGAUCAUGGGUAUUGGUCAUCGAGUGAAAUCGAUCAACAAUCCGGAUGUUCGAGUAAAGAUCAUCAAAGAGUUUGUAAUGCAAAACUUCCCAGCUUACCCGUUGCUGGAAUACGCGCUUGAGGUGGAGAAAAUUACCACCAGCAAGAAACCGAAUCUAAUUUUGAACGUCGAUGGAGUCAUUGCAACAUCCUUUGUCGAUAUGCUAAGGAACUGCGGUUCAUUCACAAGCGAGGAAGCCCAGGAAUACAUCAACAUCGGUGCGAUUAAUUCCUUGUUCGUGUUGGGUCGCAGCAUCGGUUUCAUCGGACAUUACAUGGAUCAGAAGCGCUUGAAGCAGGGUCUCUACCGUCAUCCAUGGGACGACAUUUCGUACGUUCUACCUGAGCAGUACAACUAAAACCCGCCCUCUGCCGGGAUUCGUCGGGCAUCAGGGAAGAGACUUUACAAACAUUCAUUAGCACAAUACGACACAAAACGCAACCGUUUCGUUCGGACCAGAGAGAGAGAGAGAGAUCGAGCGCGCAGAAAAGUGAAAAUUUCAAAUGUCGUCAAGAGGGUGGUAAUUCAAGUAAGCAAGCAAGCGACAAGAAAACCAGAUAGCGAUCGGAAAGAAUCGAAAACAAACAAAACCAAUCUACACAACUUGAGCAGCUUUUGCACAUGCUGCGUUCUUUCCAUUUUCUCCCCCCCCCUCCUUAUUGGUAACUAGUUUUACAAGAAUCUCUUCUUUUCCUUUGGCGUAUAGUGUAAGACGUUCAGAUUCGUCAUGUUCUGUUUUGUGGCUGUUGAGCUACUAAUUUUACAUUCUCAACAAACAGUGCAUUUAUGCAAGUAAAAGUUGCUCUGUGUAAUUUGUAACUUAUUACUACUAUCAACUACAAUUCGUCGAUUCUGUUAAACAAUGGACGAUCAUCAUUUUUUAAAAGGUUGGUCCUAACCUAGGCCCCCCCGCCUAUGCAGAGAAAGAAAGUGUUAUUUUGGCAGACACAAUAUUUGCUACCCAUCAAUGCAAAUCAGGGCAAAUCUUACUGGGGUGGAAGUAGGAACGAUGUGUUCGAAACAAACGCAAGCAGUGAAAGCGAAAUGAAACUUACUUUUAAUUGCUUUCGUUGUUCAUUAGAUUCCAAUGCUUUUUUUCUUCUUCCUCUUCUUUCCAUUUUUGGUUUCUUGAUUUUUAUUAACUACAUCAAAAGUGAGUGUACAAGGCAUAUAAAUAACGACGCUAUAUUCCAUGAAUAUCAUAGCAAAAGGUGGCACUGAAGUGAGAGGCAGGCAUAUUUGCAAUUUGGCCAGAUGCGGGAGGAGACGACGAGCUCUAAAUCUUAUCAUUUCUAUUUAAAAUUGUUGUUAUUUUCUUUCCUGUAAAAGUCUUCAUUGCGGUUUCUGUUGCUAUUUAUAAGUUUAUGUGGAUAUGUUUCUUCUAAUUUACUUGAAUGGAAAAAAGAUACAUCAAUAAUAGUGACAAAAUAACGAUCUCUGUGUUCAUUUGUGUUCAUUUUUUCGUGUGUUGGUUUAGUUUAAUGUGUUUGAUUGUAAUUUAGAUGGUGUUUGUUCAAAUUUGUUUGUUUCCACAGAAAAUCCCGCGCCAUCCCAAUACGUAAUUGUUUCCAAACAUAACAAAACUGAAUGGGAUGAAUGAAAGUUUUGUCCCAAAACGAAUACAGGAAGGCAGGCAAAUGUUGAAAAUGAAAUAUGUAUCAGUGUGGCGUUGUUGUAAUCAGCUGCCGUUGUCCAAUUUAGUAAUAGAGCUCAAAAACCCGCACUGAAUAUAUCAUACGAACUAUACAACAGAAGUGUGCUCUCAGCACUUGAUUGACAUACUGCGUUAAAGCACAGUACUCGAAUUCGGAGCUCUUUGUUGGUAGUGGACGAUGGUGGACAUAUAAUGAUAAAAAGUAAAAUACUAAAAAACCAAAAACUGCACUAUGCACUGGGUAGCCUGCACAGAAUCUAUUGAAACAACAAUAUUUUAGAGCUACUUUCGUUUGAUAUUUUGGAACCAUCUUUGCAUUUAUGCAUGACUGGCAAAGUUAAAGAGAGAUCGCCGUUGACAGCGACAUUGUUGAACAUUACGAACAUACUUGAACUAUUGUAUGAUGCGGAAGCUAGCUUGCGAGAGUGUCGCUAAUACAAUCGUGAACGCUGCGCAUGGUUAUCUUUUGAAGGCAUAAUUACUUACGCUAACUGAAACUCUACCAUUCCCUGGUUAUGCUUGCCAAGACGAUAAGCUUUAGAAGAGAUGAUGAUGGUGAAUCCUGCACAGGAUCACCGCAUCCACUGUUGGAAGGUGGACAACUAUAAACUCAAACAAACACAGCACUGCACUGCACACUGUUCCUUCUACACAAGGCUGCACGCGCCAGCAGGAAGCUUGAAACACAGCUUGACUGACGGCGGAACGUAGUAAUAAAAAUGUGAAAAAUA